AUGGCAGCUGAAAAAAUUAACCACACACAUCCUUUAUUUGUUCAUCCUUCGGACACUCCUAGCUCAAUUCUGAUUCCUGUCAAGCUCACAGGUUCAGAGAACUAUGGGUUGUGGCGUCGUUCAAUGAAAAUUGCAUUACAAGCUAAAAGGAAGCUAGGUUUUGUGCUUGGGACAUGCAAAAAGGAUUCGUUUAAAUUUGAAUUACAUGAGGACUGGGAAACAUGUAAUGCAAUAGUGCUCUCCUGGAUCAUGAAUAUAGUUUCUCCAGAUCUACUUAGCGGUAUUGUCUAUGCAUCUAAUGCACACCUAGUGUGGGAAGAUCUAAGAGAGAGAUUCGACAAGGUGAAUCGUGUGCGAAUUUUUCAGUUACAUAGAGAAAUUGCUACUAUUGCUCAGGGAACAGAGUCAGUUUCUGCAUAUUUCACCAGGUUGAAGGAACUGUGGGCUGAGUAUGAUGCCAUGGUGCCCGUACCUAAUUCGAAAGAAUAUGUUGAACAUUUGCAACACCAGAGGUUGAUGCAGUUUCUGAGUGGCCUUAAUGAGACAUAUGAACAAGUGAGGCAUCAGAUCUUAAUGAAGACUAUGGAGCCAACACUAAAUCAAGCUUAUGCGUUGAUUAUAGAAGAUGAGAGUCAAAAUGCUAGCACUCAUACAAUCUUUCCAAAUAGAGGAGAUCUAGUUGCUAUGCAAGCAGGUAGAGGACAAGCACCUAUGCAGAACAUCAGGGGACAGUACAAGGGAAAGAAGCCAUUUCUGAAAUGUGAUUACUGCAACAAGCCUGGACAUUCCAAAGAAAACUGCUACAAGUUGGUUGGCUAUCCAACUGAUUUCAAAGCCAAGCAACCAUAUGCAGCAAACAUGACAACUGGUGGUCAGGAGAAUGGAAAGCAGGCAGGUCAGGAUGAAGAAGGAAGUAGCUCUGAUGGAUUGAAAGUAGGAUCAUAUUUCACUGAAGAUCAAUACAGACAUAUUUUGAACAUGUUGAACAGGGAAACCCCAGAGCAUCAAGCUAACAUGGCAGUGUCCAAACUAACUAGGCAGUUGUGUUGCUCAGUGAAUUUUUUCCCUGAUUUUUGUCUAUUUCAUGAUCUCUACAAUGGCAAGGUGAGGGGGAUUGGUAGAGAGAGAGGUGGUCUAUACAUUUUGAAGAAAAAUUUCAAAGGAGAUCUGGAAAGAUUUGUCAAGGAAGUAAAGAAGUUUGCAUCAGCUACAACUACACAAAACAAUGUAGAAGUUGGAGUUUUGUGGCACAAAAGGCCAGGCCAUGCUUCAGUUAGUACUAUGAAGAAGUUAUAUUUGUUUCAUAAUAAUUCUGUAGGAGUAAUAGUGAAUAAUGAUUGCCCUUCUAAGGUGAAGGUAGUUAGAACAGAUAAUGGCACAGAAUUCUUUAACAGGCACAUGAAUGAACUGUUUGAUGCAUAUGUUAUAGUUCAUCAAAGUAGUUGUGUUUACUUUCCACAGCAAAAUGGAAUAGUGGAGCGGAAACAUGGACACAUUUUGGAUACAGCAAGGGCAUUGAAGUUUCAAGCAAACACUCCUACAAGAUUCUGGGGUGAAUGCAUUAAAACAACAGUGUAUGUGAUAAACAGACUGCCCACUGAUCUACUGAAUGGAAAGGCUCCAUAUGAACUUCUUCAUAACAGGACACCUUCACUGACUCAUCUUAGAGUAUUUGGAUGCCUCUGCUAUGCAACUAACUUGGUUAAGGAAGACAAGUUCUCACCAAGGGCAAUAGCAGUUGUAUUUCUUGGUUAUGCAGAGACACAAAAAGGGAACAAACUAAUGGACUUAAAUACUAACAAGUUUUUUGUGUGCAGAGAUGUCAUAUUCAAGGAAAAUAUGUUUUCUUUUCAAAAUGCAAAGGGACAAAUAACUACUGAUGAUACUCCAGGUCAGUCAGAACCUUUACAAGGUUCCUGUGGGAAUAUGCUUCAACAGCCAGAAGUAGCUGUAGAGAGUAAUUUGGAGGAGCCUGUUGAAGAGGUGGUAUUGAUGACACCACAGAGAUCUAUGCUGCAGAACAUGAAGCUGAUGAUGAUGACCAUAUCCUAUCAGAAACACAUGCAGACAUGCAACAAGGAGGAAGUGAGCACUCACCAGAAGCAGAUUCAGGUGUCGGGAAGCAGCUGCAGUAGCGCGGGAGUUAGCUUCAGUUUUGCGAGACACCAAGAUGCAGAGGCAGAGGUAGAGGCAACAAAUAGUAAUGUAAUCCCAGAACAACAUGUGGUGGUAGAGGAAAUUGAAGUUCCUCCAACAAUCAUUCAGCAAGGGACUACUGAGGCAAGAAAGUCCAAGAGAACCACAAAGGAACCUAUAUGGUUACAGGACUAUGUGACCACAACAAAAGGAAAUUCCUCCUAUCUACUGUCUAACUAUCUAUCUUAUAGCAAGUUAACUGACACAUGCAGGAGUUUUGUGACAAGAAUCUCAGAGUUGACAGAACCAAAGACCUUCAGUGAAGCAUGCAAGGACAAGAGAUGGCUUGAAGCUAUUGAAGUUGAAAUUAAAGCUUUGGAGGGCAAUCAAACCUGGGAUGUUGUUGAUCUUCCAAAAGGCAUGAAGGCCAUUGGCUCAAAGUGGGUAUACAAGAUCAAGUAUAAAGCAAAUGGUGAGAUAUAG
Messenger RNA from Nicotiana attenuata, 2619 nucleotides. RefSeq lists its product as uncharacterized. Gene Ontology annotation, biological process: DNA integration. Bases 1 to 2619 code for a protein of 872 amino acids. The record is from RefSeq and is a predicted model, not a curated record. Gene Ontology annotation, molecular function: nucleic acid binding. Lineage: Eukaryota; Viridiplantae; Streptophyta; Magnoliopsida; Solanales; Solanaceae. The transcript has 5 exons.